Eruca vesicaria subsp. sativa (arugula) is the source of this 2202-nucleotide messenger RNA. The record is from the annotation of a GenBank genome assembly. Lineage: Eukaryota; Viridiplantae; Streptophyta; Magnoliopsida; Brassicales; Brassicaceae.
AUAAUUCUUAAAAAUUCUGGUUUCUUAAUAAAAGUUUUUAAUUUAAAUUUACUAUUAAAAAUUAUUAAAAACCCAAUUAGGGGUUUUCCCAUUGAACAUGCUCUUAGAAUGUGGGUUUAAACUUAUGAUUUAACAUUUUUUUUGUUUUUUCUUUUACAUUUUUUUGCUAAGAAUCAAUUCUUAUAUAGUAAAAACCAAUUCUUAAUUUUUCUUAGUUAAAUAUCUUAAUCGAAACUAAAACUUCACUUAAAAACCUUACAAUAAACAUGGGGUCUUACUUGGUGUGGCGGAUCACAAAUAUACAAAGAACCACCACGGCUUCUUUUUGUUGCUUCCAUUAAUACCAUUGAGCUCAUCGAAUACCGGGCCUACCGGUUCUUACCGGCUAUAGCCAGUGAACAACAUCUAGUGACCACAUCAACACUUCACUCUCUCUCUCUCUCUAUCCACUUCCUCCCCUUCACCACUCUCGUUAGCUAUCUCAACAAAUAAUGGCGACCGUGAAUUUCAUUUCCCGUCUCGCCUCUCCUGCAUCCGUCUAUUUACUAUUCCUACUCUCCACCACCGCCGCCGCAAUCAACGUCACCACCGUCCUAUCCUCUUUCCCCAAUCUAUCUUCCUUCUCCAACCUCCUUGUCUCCUCCGGCAUCGCCUCCGAACUCUCCGGCAGAAACUCACUCACUCUCCUCGCCGUUCCCAAUUCUCACUUCUCCACCGCCUCCUUCGACUUCACGCGCCGCUUAUCUCCUCCCAAACUCGCAGAUCUCCUCCGUUUCAAUGUCUUGCUCCAGUUCCUCUCCGAUUCUGAUCUCCGUCGUAUCUCACCCUCUGGAUCCGCCGUCACUACCCUUUACGAAGCCUCCGGCCAUGUAUACACCGGAUCCGGAUCCGUUAAUGUCACACGUGACCCGGCUUCUGGCUCCGUCACCAUCGGAUCCCCAAGCUCAUCAAAGUCAGUCACUGUUUUAAAGCUCCUCGAAACCAAACCUCCAAACAUAACUGUUCUCUCCGUAGACUCCUUCCUCGUCCCCGCCGGAAUCGAUCUCACCGCCUCGGAGACUCUCAUUCCGCCGACAUCGGGAACGUCUCCUCCUCCGGCGGGAAUCAAUUUGACACAGAUUUUAAUCAACGGUCAUAACUUCAACGUCGCUCUCUCCCUCCUCGUAGCUUCCGGAGUCAUAACUGAAUUAGAAAACGACGAUCAUGGCGCCGGAAUCACCGUCUUUGUCCCCACCGAUGCCGCUUUCUCCGAUCUCCCCGAGAACGAGAACCUCCAGUCGUUGCCGGCAGAUAAGAAAGCCGUCGUGCUCAAAUUCCACGUCCUCAAUUCGUAUUACACACUCGGUUCUCUCGAAUCGAUAACCAAUCCGGUUAACCCGACAUUAGCUACUGAGCUAAUGGGAGCCGGUUCUUACACUCUCAACAUCUCCCGGGUUAAUGGAUCCAUCGUUACCAUCAAUUCGGGUUUGGUUUUAGCUAUCGUGACUCAAACGGCUUUUGAUCAGAACCCGGUUUCUGUUUUUGGAGUAUCCAAAGUGCUUUUGCCUAAAGAGCUGUUUCCAAAAUCGGGCCAAGCCGUGAGUACUCCAGCCACAACAACUCCUCCACGAGAAGUUUCUUUGUCUCCGGAGGGUUCCGACGAUCAGCCGUCGCGAUUAGUAGCGCCUCCGGGUGAGGUAGUUUCCUCCAGCACGGUAAAAAGGACUCGUGUUUUCUUGUACUUGUGUGGGUGUAUAGCAUUUUGUUUUGCGUUUCUGGUAUGAUUUUCGUAUUUAUUCCAUUAAUGUUUUGCCAUAUAAAAAGUUUUUCAUUUAUUUACGUCAUAUUGUUAUUUUAGUAAUAUAGAGAGAAAAGCAGCUCUCGCAGUUAUAUAAAUUGCUUCAUUUUUACCUGUAACUAAUUCAGUCGAUCUGUUAAUUGUAACCACAGGAUGUAAAUAGUUAAACAAGUUUAAAUGGCAUCCAGACUGUAGUUUUCAUAUGAACGAACUUUGGACCUCUAGUCCUUAAUUAUUUUUUAAUGACGUAUCCUAUUACUUUAUCAACUUUCUGUUAUUCAUUUUCUUUGUUUACUGUUUAGCUAAUAAUCCAUUUUGUGAGGUGUGAUGUGAAUACGUGGAUUUAUGACAAAAUAGUAUAGAGGCAUAGAUAUUUGGGAAGUGAUGAGGUUCACUAGAAAGUAAAUCAGUUAAACUCAGCAGAA